Messenger RNA from Racocetra persica, 135 nucleotides. The record is from the annotation of a GenBank genome assembly. NCBI's taxonomy places the organism in Eukaryota, Fungi, Glomeromycota, Glomeromycetes, Diversisporales, Gigasporaceae.
ACUAUUAUCCAAGAAAAUCAGAUAAAAUUGAAAAAACCUGCCAUAAAUUGUUUAAAUGCUGUUUAUAAGAUUAUGAUAAAAGAAAUGAAUGAGACUAUAGAAAACAUCUUUUCAAGAUUUUCUGAUUUAGUUUGA